GAGCCCCUGAGGGAGUGUGAGGGCCGCGGGGAGACGGAGGGAGGCGGACCCCCCACCCCAUCGCUCAUUAGACUUUCAUUGAAGAAUGUUUGUUCCAAGAUCUCUGAAAGUCAAGAGGAAAGCUGAUGAUGCCAAAAGUUGUACAGAUAAGAAAAUUAAGCCACUGUUGGAAGAAUUACCAUUGGAAGAAGGUGGAGAUACUCAAACCGUUACCUCCGUUGUGCGAGAAUCCUCAGGCUCAGAAAACAGUGUCUACACACCAGGAGGCCAGAGCAUGGAAUUAUGCAGUUUCCCAGCUCCAGAUUGCCAGUUGGGUGGCGUAUCCUUGGAAGACCCAAAACCCAAUACUGGAAAGGACGGCUCUCUUCCAGAAGAACCGGUCAAAUCCUUUUCCAAAACCCAGCGUCGGGCCGAGCCCGGGGAGCCGGUCUGUGUCGUCUGUGGCCGCUAUGGGGAAUAUAUCUGUGAUAAGACAGAUGAGGAUGUUUGUAGCUUGGAGUGUAAAGCCAAACACCUUUUGCAAGUUAGAGACAAAGAAGAGGGACUGAAACCUGUCAGUUCUGAGCCUCAACCUCCCCACGAUGCCCGCUACGUCUACGAAGAGCACCUCUUUAUUUUAAACCUACAAGAAGACCAAAUUGAAAAUCUCAGGCUCCAGCUGGGAAUUUCAGUCCAGGGCCAAGGAGUGUCCAGGCCUAUUAUAGAAUUUGAACACUGCGGCUUUCCUGAGACGUUAAACUGCAACUUGAAGAAAUCGGGCUACGAGGUGCCCACUCCGAUUCAGAUGCAGAUGAUUCCCGUCGGCCUUCUGGGACGGGAUAUCGUGGCCAGUGCCGACACGGGAUCAGGAAAAACUGUGGCUUUUCUCCUUCCUGUUAUUAUUCGAGCGCUGGAAGAGAACAAGACUCCAUCUGCGCUUAUUCUGACCCCCACAAGGGAAUUAGCCAUUCAGAUAGAAAAACAAGCCAAAGAGCUAAUGAGCGGCUUGCCUAACAUGAGAACAGUGCUUCUCGUAGGGGGAUUGCCACUGCCUCCACAGCUCUAUCGCUUGAAAAAAAGGGUUAAGGUUAUCCUAGCCACCCCUGGAAGACUCUUGGAAAUUAUCAAACAAAAUGCCGUUGACCUCCAGGGUAUAAAGAUCGUAGUAGUCGAUGAGGCCGAUACCAUGCUAAAGAUGGGUUUUCAACAACAAGUUCUUGAUAUUUUGGAAAAAACCCCGACUGAUCGGCAGGCGAUAUUGGUUUCGGCCACAAUUCCAGUUGGCAUAGAACAGUUGGCAAAUCAGCUUCUGCACGAUCCUAUAGGAAUAACCGUUGGAGAAAAAAACCAGCCGUGCUCCAAUGUCCGCCAGAUUAUUCUGUGGGUAGAAGAACCAUCCAAGAAGAAAAAAUUAUUUGAGAUCUUAAAUGAUAAAAAGCUCUUCAAGCCUCCAGUGUUGGUUUUUGUGGACUGCAAAUUAGGCGCAGAUCUUCUGAGUGAUGCAGUGAGUAAAAUCACGGGAUUGCAAAGCAGAUCCAUACAUUCAGAUAAGUCCCAAGUGGAAAGAACAAGUAUACUGCAGGGCUUGUUUCAAGGAGAGUAUGAAGUCGUGGUGAGCACUGGAGUUCUAGGACGAGGACUUGACUUGGUCAACGUGAAACUGGUCGUUAAUUUUGAUAUGCCCUCAAGUAUGGACGAAUACGUGCACCAGGUUGGAAGAGCUGGGAGAUUGGGUCACAAUGGAACUGCCAUUACUUUCAUCAAUAACAACACAAAGAAGCUUUUCUGGGAUGUUGUCAAGAGAGUAAAACCAACAGGAUCCAUUCUUCCUCCCCAGUUACUGAACUCCCCCUACCUUCAUGACCAGAAGAGAAAAGAACAGCAGAGAAUUAAACAGACUCAGAACACAUUUGUAACUGGGGAUAAUCUAAUGGACAUUAUCAGGAAACAUGACAAGAGUAAUUCACAAAAGUGAUCAUUAUGCUAUUUUGAAUAAAAUUUCCGUUGUGCUGUUAAAUGAAAGGGUGGCUAUGUUACUGUUAUAACACGA
Tachyglossus aculeatus (Australian echidna) is the source of this 2029-nucleotide messenger RNA. It is a transcript of the gene DDX59, whose product is annotated as DEAD-box helicase 59. The record is from RefSeq and is a predicted model, not a curated record. Gene Ontology annotation, molecular function: nucleic acid binding; ATP binding; RNA helicase activity. The coding region runs from base 86 to 1954 and encodes 622 amino acids. The transcript has 8 exons. NCBI's taxonomy places the organism in Eukaryota, Metazoa, Chordata, Mammalia, Monotremata, Tachyglossidae.